Molecule: messenger RNA, 1454 nt
Organism: Leptopilina boulardi
Lineage: Eukaryota; Metazoa; Arthropoda; Insecta; Hymenoptera; Figitidae
Gene: Y-y
Product: protein yellow-like
Exons: 7
Coding region: 89-1405 (438 amino acids)
Cellular component (GO): extracellular region
Source: RefSeq, a predicted model, not a curated record
UCGCAACAGUUUUCAUUUUCUUCUGUGCGAGUGUUCAACGACAAGUGUUUUUCAUAAAUUUUAAUAUUAAAAUAAAUAAAAAAAAAAAAUGGAAAAUAUAAAACAUUGGAGAGCCGAAUGUGUAUUGUUAUUGUUGAUUGUAUUUGUGGGAUUUAUUGAAAAAAGUGACAGUAUACAGGGAUGGGGUACACAAAUUGGUCGUGCACCAUUACUCGAAAGAUAUGCAUGGAAUGUAUUGGAUUUUGCAUAUCCAGAUGAGGGAAGUAGACAAGCGGCCAUUGACAAAGGCGAUUACAUUCCUGAAAAUGCAUUACCAGUUGGAAUUGAAAUUUGGCGAAAUAAACUUUUUGUCACUGUGCCAAGAUGGCGAGACGGUAUUCCAGGAACUCUAAAUUACAUUUCUUUGGACACGAAUCAAAGUGGAUCGCCAAAAUUAAAUCCCUAUCCAAAUUGGGCUCAAAAUACAGCGGGAGCAUGCGGUAGUGGUCUAACAACUGUCUACAGAAUUCAUGCAGACGCAUGUGACAGACUUUGGGUAUUAGAUACAGGAACAAUUGGAAUUGGAAAUACAACAGUUCAAGCAUGUCCUUAUACCCUUAAUGUUUUCGAUUUGACAACUGACAAACUUAUCAGGCAAUAUAAACUUCGACCUGAUGACAUUAAUCAGAAUACAUUUAUAGCAAACAUUGCCGUUGAUUUGGGUAAAAAUGGAUGUGACGAUGCAUUUGCCUAUAUGUCUGAUGAAUUGGGUUAUGGUUUAAUUGUUUAUUCAUGGGCAUUGAAUAAAUCGUGGCGUGUUACUCAUGGUUUUUUCAUGCCCGAUCCAUUACGUGGUGAUUAUAAUAUUGGUGGUCUUAAUUUUCAAUGGAGUGAAGAAGGUAUUUUUGGUAUGAGCCUGUCGCCAUUGGCCGCCGAUGGUUUUAGAACAUUAUUCUUUCAUCCUUUAAGUAGCAAUCGAGAAUUCGCCGUAUCGACCAGAGUUCUUCGAGACGAACAGCUGGCCCUCGAUAGUUAUCACGAGUUUCAGCCAUUAUCAGAACGAGGACCACUUUCACAUUCAACGGCAGAAAUUAUGGAUGAAAAUGGACUUCAAUUCUUUAAUUUAGUUGAUCAAAAUGCUGUUGGAUGUUGGAAUUCUCUUUUGCCUUUUAGUCCUGCAAAUCAUGCAGUCGUUGCCCGACACGACGAGGCCAUAAUUUUCCCCGCUGAUGUCAAGAUUGACCGCCGAGGCACACUUUGGAUAAUUUCCGAUCGAAUGCCAAUUUUUCUCAUGUCGACCUUGAACUAUACGGACAUUAAUUUCAGAAUAUUAACGGUACCAGUUCAAGAUGCAAUUGCAGGUACUGUUUGUGACACAGCGCCCUGGAAACAGCACGUCAGCAAUCAUCUUUGGUGGAAUCGAUGAUGAAAAAAAAAAAAUUGAAAUAAUAAUAAAUAAAAACAAAAAAAAAAAA